Eptesicus fuscus (big brown bat) is the source of this 3349-nucleotide messenger RNA. RefSeq names its product synaptopodin (gene SYNPO). Gene Ontology annotation, biological process: positive regulation of actin filament bundle assembly; modification of dendritic spine; spine apparatus assembly. The coding region runs from base 386 to 3067 and encodes 893 amino acids. The record is from RefSeq and is a predicted model, not a curated record. Gene Ontology annotation, cellular component: spine apparatus; nucleus; stress fiber. The transcript has 3 exons. Gene Ontology annotation, molecular function: actin binding. Lineage: Eukaryota; Metazoa; Chordata; Mammalia; Chiroptera; Vespertilionidae.
GCCAGGUGCGCAGAGUGGAGGCGCCCGUGAGCCCGGGGACGCGGAGGCUGCAGCAUUGGGCCGGAGCACGAGCCUGACCGAGAAGGAUCUGAAAGAGGCCAAGGCGCGGAGCCAGCAGAUCGCAGCCCAGCUGACCACCCCUCCCAGCUCCAACUCCCGAGGCGUCCAGCUCUUCAACAGGCGCCGGCAGAGGGUGAACGAGUUCACCUUGGAGAGCCACGGCCGGAGGGCACAGAAGCCCAGCCAGGAGUCCCCGAGAGUGCCCUCCCGCAGCCCCGCAGGCCAUGCCCCAGGGCUCAGCCUGAGUCCUGCCUCACUUCACGAGCAAGGCCCUCCGAGGAGCCCCAACGGCCAGAGCCCUGACCUAGGGGUCCCUGGUCACAGCAUGGAGGGGUGCUCAGAGGAAGCCAGCUUGCUGCGGCACCUGGAGAAGGUGGCCAGUGAGGAGGAAGAGGUGCCCCUGGUGGUUUAUUUAAAGGAGAACGCAGCCUUGCUGACGGCCAAUGGGCUCCACCUGUCCCAGAACCGAGAGACCCAGAAGAGUCCACCCACCCCGCCUCCAGCUGAGGUCCACAGCCCAGCUCCAGAUGUCAACCAAAACCUUGCCUCCCCCAGCGCCGCACUCAUCACACCAGCUUCUAACGGCAGCCACAACCUGCCAGCCACAGAUGUCAAUCAGAACCCAGCGGCGGCCGCCACCCCUCAGAGCCUGUCGUUUUCUAGCCUUCAGCAGAAUUCCUCGGAGGCUCAGCUCCCAGCGCCCGGCACAGUGCCAGAUUCUACACCCAGCACCCAGUGUGCUGGCGGGCAACCCCAGGAGCAGGUGAGACCCAGCACACUCCUCACCGACAAGGCGUCAGCUCCAUCGACCACCAGCAGCACCUUCCCCAGAGAAGCGGCUCCCAGCUCGGGGUCCCCAGGCCCAGACUUCAUGUCCAGCUCCCUGCUCGUCGAUGUCCAGCCCAGCGCCCCAGCGGUGUCAGCAGAACAAGAGACAUCGGGGCGGGCAGUGGCCACCACGCCCACCACGCCCACCAAGCUGUACAGCGAGGUCCACCUCACGCUGGCCAAGCCCGCAUCCGUGGUCAACAGGACGGCCAGGCCCUUUGGGAUCCAGGCACCAGGGAGCACUGGCCCGAUGGAGCGGAGCCCCAUGGUAGAGAGAAGACAUCUCGGGGGGAAGGCCCCGGCUUCCCAGCCCCCCAGCAUGGCCGACAGGAGCCCUCGGCCACAGAGACACGUACUGUCUCACAGCCCCAUGGUGGAGAGGCGGCCCAUGGCACAGCGCAGCCCCGCCUUGGAGAGACGCCCCUUGGGGAACUUCACCCCACCCCCCACUUAUGCUGAGACCUUGUCCACGGCUCCCCAGGCUUCCCGGGUUAGGUCUCCCCCCUCUUACUCUGCCUUGUACCCCAGCUCUGACUCCAAGCCUUCCCAUCUGAAAGGCCAGGCGGUUCCCGCCGGCAAGACGGGAAUUUUGGAGGAGUCUAUGGCCCGAAGGGGCAGCCGGAAAUCCAUGUUCACCUUCGUGGAGAAGCCCAAGGUGACGCCAAAUCCAGACCUGCUGGAUCUGGUACAGACAGCUGAUGAGAAGCGGAGGCAGAGGGACCAGGGGGAGGCUGGCGGGGAGGAGGAGCCCUUCGCGCUGGGGGCCGAGGCCUCCAACUUCCAGCAGGAGCCAGCACCCAGGGACAGGGACAGCCCCACCGCGGCCGAGAAUGCCGUCCCCGAGUGGGCCUCCUGCCUCAAGUCCCCGCGCAUACAGGCCAAACCGAAGCCCAAACCCAACCAGAACCUGUCCGAGGCCUCCGGGAAAGGGGCUGAGCUCUAUGCCCGCCGCCAGUCCCGCAUGGAGAAGUACGUCAUAGAGUCUUCGGGCCACGCCGAGCUGGCCCGCUGCCCUUCACCCACCAUGUCCCUGCCUUCGUCCUGGAAGUACUCCCCUGGCAGCCUCCGCGUGGCAUCCCGAAGCCCAGCUCGGACCCCACCUGCCUCCCUCUACCAUGGCUAUCUGCCCGAGAAUGGAGUCCUGCGCCCGGAGCCCACUAAGCAGCCGCCGUACCAGCUGCGGCCCUCGCUCUUUGUCCUCUCUCCCAUCAAGGAGCCAACCAAGGCCUCACCGAGAGCCGCCUCACCCGCCAAGCCGAGCUCUCUGGACCUGGCGCCCAGCCUGCCCAAGGCGACCCUCCCACGGUCACCCGCCCUGCCUCGGCCCUCCCGCUCCUCGCCAGGCCUCUACACAGCCCCCGGCCAGGAUGGCCUCCAGCCCAGUGCCGUGAGCCCCACCUACAGCAGCGACAUCUCCCCCGUGUCUCCCUCCAGAGCCUGGUCUCCCCGAGCCAAGCAGGCCCCCCGGCCCUCCUUCAACACCCGGAAUGUCGGGAUCGAGGCUCAGGACCACCGCGAGAGCCUGCCCACCUCCCCGCCCUGGACGCCAAGCGCGUCCCGGCCCCCCAGCAGCCUGGACGGCUGGGUGAGCCCACGGCCCUGGGAGCCCGGCCGCGGGGGCAGCAUGAGCAGCCCCCCACCGCUGCCUCCGCCGCCACCCAUGUCCCCUUCGUGGAGCGAGCGCUCGGUAUCCCCGCUACGACCUGAGACGGAGGUGCGGCCCCCCAGCCGCCAACUGCAGGCUCUGCUGGCCCGAAACAUAAUCAACGCGGCCCGGCGCAAGAGCGCCUCCCCGAGGCCGGCGGGCGCCGAGAGCCUGCGGCCCUUCUCCCCGCCCAGGGCACCGCUGCCGCCGCCACCACCACCGCGCAUGCGCUCGCCGCAGCCUGCCCGCCCCGGCCCAGCAGCUACCCUUGGGGCCACGUUCGCCCCAAUCCCGCGGAGCCCGCUGCUGGCGGGGCCCUCGCCCUGCGCCAGCCCCCGCAGCCCGCCCCCCGCACCGUCCAGGCCCUUCCCCUAUCGCCGCUCGCCCACGGACUCUGAUGUGUCCCUCGACUCUGAGGACUCCGGGGCGAAGUCGCCCGGCAUCCUGGGCUACAACAUCUGUCCCCGUGGGUGGAAUGGGAGCCUGAGGCUCAAGCGUGGCAGCCUCCCCACCGAGGCCUCCUGCACCACCUAAAGCCUCCCCCUUCCCAUCCCGGGAGGGCCGAGCUGGAAGAGAUCUUAGGAGAGAUCAACCUUGGGAGAUCUCAGCACCACAUCCCCAAAAGGUCUGGCCUGUUUGGACAGCCCCGGAGAUAAGGGGUCAGGGGCCAGAGCUCUGGACUUGGAGUAGUGAUCCAAGCUUGGGUUCUAGCUCUAACAUAUCAUUCAGUCCUUGUGUGAACCUGGGAAAGACCCUUCCUCUGACCCUCAGCUUUUCCAAUGAGGCUUUGGCCAAAGCAAUCUCCAAAAGUCUAAA